Molecule: messenger RNA, 502 nt
Organism: Aspergillus brunneoviolaceus CBS 621.78
Lineage: Eukaryota; Fungi; Ascomycota; Eurotiomycetes; Eurotiales; Aspergillaceae
Exons: 3
Coding region: 1-492 (163 amino acids)
Source: RefSeq, a predicted model, not a curated record
AUGCGACUGAUCCUCGCAAGGUUACUGACUAGCUUUGAAUUCCAGGCAGUGGAUAGGAAACAGUUGCAAUGGGAGGAAUUGCGCACGUUCUUGUUGGUUGAGAAGCUACCGCUGGAGGUGCGAUUUGAUGUCCGAUCAUUGGGAAAAGUUGUCAUCGUGACCGGCGGUGCAUCCGGAAUAGAACAGGAGCUGGUGCGCAUGCUCUACCAGAAAGGGGCGACAGUCUACAUCGCCGACCGGUCCGAGCCGCACGCUCAGGCGGCCAUCCAGACCAUUCAAGCAAGCACCACCACCACUAGCGGCCAGCUGUACUAUCUCCCUCUGCAUCUAGACGAUGAGAAUAACGGUGCGUAUGUGAUCCCGUGGGGUCGACUGCAUCCCGGGAUGGCGCCGUACCUGGCGCGGCAUUUGGUGCCGGUGGAGGAGUGCGGCACCGGGCGGGCGAGUGGGUUCUGGGAGUGGUGCGCGGAGCGGAGGAGAGAUCAUUUGUGAUCAUAUCGUC